AUUGUUAGUUUCAUAAACGAGCAAGAUGGCGAAGUGUCCGUCAUAGGCGGACUUUCGUUGAGGGAGUUGACAUUACACCACGUUACACAUGCUACUUGGAAAACGUCGUUCGCGUAAAAGUGAGAAAAAUGGAACUGUUUCGUACUGACACGCAUUUCAUUUUCGUGAAGGAGAAGUACAGCCUUUGGUGUGACAAAUACACGGGAGAAUUUUCCGCGAAAUCGGACUGGGAAUGGGCAUCACCAAAGGAUUUAGAAUGCCUUGGAAUAUUUUAUGGAAUAGUUGGGAAAAUAGAACAACCGACUGUGCUAGAGCCCAGGUUAAUGCUUAUAAAAGAAAUUUCACCAGCUGGAGAACUUUAUGGAGGUCAUGUUAUACACAAAAUUAAAUCAAUCGCAUUUUUACAUUUUGGCACUGAAAAUACAGAUAUUGGACUUCUGCCAUGCAAGAAACAUCAGAAUUUGCCAAAGAAAAAAAGUCAAACCAGUUUAUUCGAUGUGCCACAAAAAGCAGCUUUUGCUAAAACGUGGGGAACCAUUAAAAGUGCUACAAAUACUAUAAAAAAUACUACACAACAAGCAGCUGCAAUUGCAACAUCUCAGGUAAAAUCUACAGUAUCCAAACGAAGCAUUGUUAAGGAUAAAGAGAGAUUUGAGAAGAGAAUUCUGGAAGAAUUGAACAAAAUUUUUACUGAAACUGACUCCUUCUAUUUCUGUCAAACUGGUGACAUUACCAACAGUCUACAACGACUUUGUAUUACUGAAACACAACAAAACGAGGAAGAUAUAAAUAAGCCUCUUUGGCAAAGAGUAGAUGAUAGAUUUUUUUGGAAUAAGCACAUGCUACAGGAUAUAAUCAAUUUGAAAACAGAUAAAGCAGACUGUUGGAUAUUACCAGUUAUUCAGGGGUAUGUACAAAUAGAGAAGUGCAAAGUAGAAGUGGGGUUUGAUGGUCAACCUCAACACGAAACCUUUAAUUUAGCUAUUAUAUCGAGAAGAAGUAGAUUUCGCGCGGGAACACGGUAUAAGCGACGCGGUGUGGACGACGAUGGGAAGUGCGCAAACUAUGUAGAAACAGAACAACUAGUUUGGUAUCACGAUCAUCAGGUGUCUUUUGUACAAGUACGAGGUAGCGUACCCGUGUACUGGUCUCAACCUGGAUACAAAUACAAGCCUCCACCACACAUCGACAAAGGUGAAGCGGAAACGCAAGUUGCAUUCGAAAAACAUUUCACCGAAGAACUUAAGUUGUACGGUCCGAUAUGUAUCGUCAAUCUAGUGGAACAAACUGGCAAGGAAAAAAUUAUUGGGGAUGCGUACAGUAAUCACGUGCUUAAUUACAAUAAUCCAAAUAUAACAUACACAACCUUCGAUUUCCACGAAUACUGUCGAGGAAUGCAUUUUGAGAAUGUGUCUAUCCUGGUCACUGCGUUAGCUCCGCUACUGGCAGACGUGGGGUACUGUUGGCGUGAUAAGCAAGGCACAAUUUGCAUGCAGACGGGCGUGUUUCGGGUGAAUUGUAUAGAUUGUUUAGAUAGAACAAAUGUGGUGCAAACCGCUCUGGGUAAAGCUGUGAUGGAAAUGCAAUUUUCAAAGCUAGGACUAAUACCGCCAGACGGAACGCUGCCGACAAAUAUCAGGCAAACGUUUCAGCUGCUUUGGGCCAAUAAUGGCGACAUUAUCAGUAAACAGUAUGCUGGUACAAACGCUCUGAAGGGAGAUUACACAAGAACAGGGGAAAGAAAAUUUACUGGGUUAAUGAAAGAUGGCAUGAAUUCUGCAAACAGAUAUUAUUUAAAUCGCUUCAAGGAUGUCUAUAGGCAGGCCACAAUUGAUAUGAUGUUAGGAAAUUCGGUAAGCGAGGAAGUGUUCCAGGAGCGUACAGAAGAAGAAGACAAUGCUGCUACGGCAAUUCACGUAAAGCUGCUGAUAGAGGAUUGCAAAAAACUACUUAUACCUGACCCAGAAGUUAUUUUAGGCAGUUGGGGUCUCAUAGAUGCCGAUCCUGUAACUGGUGACCCGACGGAAACAGAGAUGGACACCAUUCUAAUUCUAACGCGCGACAGUUAUUACGUGGCUGAUUACGACGAUCAGAUCGACAAAGUUACAAACUACCAAAGAGUUCCACUCGAGGAUGUUAUAUUGAUUGAGUUUGGUCAGCCCGAAAGUACAGUCUCUCUCUUUAAAAAUAGGCAUUUUCACUGCAUUAGAAUAAAUUACAAAGUGGCCAACGAGUGCGGCUACUUCCACAUGUUUCGCAGUACAAAUUUACGUUUUUUCAAUAACAUGGCUGUUGUUAUAAAAACUGAAGAGGAGAGUAUAGAGUCUUUAAAAGCAGUCUGCGAAGCUAUAUCCAUAGCAAUGGAAAUAGCAGAUCUACCAGAGAUUCCUAUAGCGAUGAAUGUAACGUUAGAUAAACGAAAGAGUAAAUUAGUUAACGUUAAAGGAUCUACAGGUCUGCUGGACAUCUCGUCCCUUCCAGAACUAACCAGAAAUGUCUCGGAGACACAGUUACAAGCUCUGAAAAGUGCAGGAACGAAAGCAUUGAACAACAUGUCGGAGCAAUUCAGUAAAUUAAACAAGUUAAGUCAUAGCUUCAGCGCGAAGAAACCAAUCAUAGCAAAAAGUAUAGGCAUAAAGUCCGAGGCAUUCUCGAAACCUACUUUCACGGUUGGAAGCAGGGAUAUCUCAGGCAAUGUACAAGGAAAACGUAACAGCAUUAGCAGCAGCAGUAGCGAUGACGAAAAUUUAACAACAUCAGUUGUUCCUUUAGAAAAGCCAGAAAACUUCAGUCACGAUAAAAAUCUCAUGGAAGCGUACACUCCAUCUAUUGGCAUCAUAAUGGGUGUAAAGAACGCUGAUGUAGUCGAAAGCAAUGAUAACAACGAAACGCAAAAUUUAUCGGUACGACCCACCAACCUAUCCGAUCAGAAUUCGAAUGCGGAAAGUCUGCUCGUUCCAGAUACUGGAUCCGGAACAAGCACUCUAAGUGCUUCCCCUCAAAAGACUACAGCUACAACACCGGAAAUAACGAUACAAGGCGCAUCGGAAGCCUUAAUCGAAGACAAGGAAAGAAUGGUUCCACCGUCGACGUUGAAUCUCACAAAAAAUAUUAGUCAUUCGACUGGUGAAGUUGAUAGCAAGUUAAUACUUAGCAAUACAAAUGUCAAUAACUUGCAAACGGAGAGUAGAUUGCAAGAGAAAAAGAGAUCGACGUCUGAACAAGAUUUAACCUUGAAUAUCACAUCUUCACGAAGCGAGUCUGCUUUGAAGUCUAUAAAAACUAAUGUCUCGAAUGUCGUCAGCCCAGUAGCGUCUACCACAAAAGAUAUUCUGUCGCCUUUUUCAAAAUUCGCGAAAGGUGUUCAAACGUUAGGAGCAAACUUAGAUCCUCGAAAGUUGAAAACGGGACAAGCAGGAUUACUUAGAAACCUUUCGGACCACCAUGUAGAACAACGUCAGAAACUGCAAGAGAGAUGGGGUUCUUGUCAAUCGAAACUAAUAGCUUUGUAAGUUUAUGGAAGAUAUCGUAGCUAAAAUCUCAAUGUCUAGCAACGUUAUUGUAAUUCACAAUCUAGGUAAACACGAUAAUAGUCGAACGAUUGAGAAAUCGUCGUGCACUAAUCAUUGACAAUGCGUCGCAUAAACGUGGGAGAUACUUUUGCAUAGGAAUUGAUAAAUAUAUUGGGUUGUCCGGAAAGUUCAUGCCUAUUUUAAAAAAAAAUUCAAAGGCAUAUUUGAAUUUUGAUGUAUAUUUAUUAAAUUAUAUGUGUACUAUUUUGUUCCACAACUUUUCCACCUGUUAAGGAAUGUACACAUUUUAUUUGUUUUCAUCCAUUCUGAUAUAUAGAGACCUGUACCGCCUACUAAAAAUCGGCAUGAACUUUCCAGACAGCCCAAUACUUCUCGUUGCCACAGGUAUUUCCUAGAUAUAGUAUUACGAAAAAGUCGUCUCGAACAGUAAAGUCAGUGCACAUAUUUAACACGAUUGAUUAUUUUGGAUUACUGCCACCUUGCCAUAAAAAUUGUGCAAACAAAUUCUCUUAACCGAUAAGAUAUUUCUUAUUAGUGAUGGGCGUUCGAAUCUACGUUCUAAAAGAGAUUCAAAACUUUCAAGACUGUGAAGUUUCGAAUCGUUUCAAUCAUCAUUAAAUACCAUGUGAUCUCGUGCAUCCUUAAGUGGUCUAAAAUUUAUUAAAAUUUCUAUUAGAAUAUGUUAAAUGCAGAGUCACUUGUUUAUUUAUUCAAAAUGUUCAGGACUUUCAAGACUGAAAGUUUUAAGAAUUGGUAUCAAAUAAUAUCCGAUGCGAUACGAUGCAGUCUUGAGCCUACCACUAUUUUCUGUACUUUCUCAUGAAAAUUACCUCCUCAAAGUACAAUGUGGUCAAUAUUUAAGCUACAGCAAGUCACUUGGUGUAUCAGCUUACAAAUUUUCUAUUAUUCUACAUUCAUAGGAGCGGCGGGCUCCUGCUCCUAUACAAAACGACUAUCUAUUUGCAAAAUGCUUUGGCAUAUUUAUACAAAAUUUUUGUCGCGAUAGCGUUUGUAUCGAUUUUAUGAAACGAAACCUAGCAUUGCAUUUGAAUGUUAGAAACUCGAAUUGUGGAUUUACCAAAAGUGUGUGCUUAUACAAUGAAAUUUAAUCCCAACGUUCUCUGAAGCUUCAGUUUUUGCUGCAUAAUUAAAUUUUCUUAACGGUCGAAACUUUAAUUGCUAAACAAGUAAUGUAUCCCCUUUUUUUUGUGUAACUACAUAGAUCGAAAUAUGCAUGUAACAUUUGCGAGCUAGUAAACGUUGAUGAGUUGAAAAUUUAUUUGUGCAGCAAGUUCAACGAAGAAGCUUUGUAGUCAAUUAUGUAAAUAUGAACCGUUAUUUAAGAGUAGUCUAGUAAAUAACGUAAUAUGGCUAAUUAAAACGAAAGUAUAGUGGCAAGAUAGAAUGUGAGAAAUAAACAUUCUCUCUGGAAAACUGUACAAUGUGCAAAUUAGAAGUGAUAACUGUCACAAGAUAUGCCUAGAAAUUGGAGUAGUUUCCAAAUCUUUAGAAACUACUAUCUAAUGUUAAACAUGCAAGUUUGAGACUUAUUUUGAAAAAGGCAAGCUUUGUUUAUAACAUAUUGUUUUCCACAUAAAAUUGCGCUUGAAACACAUGAAUGUUUCCAAAAAAAAAAAGGUCGUGUUAUUCCUACAUUGAUAUAGCUACAGUAUUAUGUACAUAAUACUUAAACAAUUAUAGUAACAAUUUGCAUAUAUAAUCUGUACUUAGAUCAUAAAAUAUCCAUUUUUAUUUAAUACUCGAAUUAUGACAACGUAGACCAAAUAAUAUGAGUUAUGAUUCUAGGAAGCUGAUAUCUUGUAUAUAAAUAUUUUAAUUUAAUCGUGAUAUGCUGUAAACAUUUCAUAAUUGCACUUAACACGUGGUAGAAGUAUUGCAAGUAAGAGUUUUUCUAGUGAAUGUUUUUUCCAAUUGCAAAUGAUAGUCUGUGAUAUAAUCUAGCAGAAUGAGCACAGCCUAUAAUGACAAAAAAAAAUGAGAAUAAAAUGGCGUGUCGAUUCUGUAGAUCAUUUAGAAAUGCUUUAAAAUGAGAACACCAAAAACAGGACUGUUUUCAAGUAAUCCGCUCUAUUUAGCUGAAUCUGUUACCCAGAUUUUACGAUUGUUUAUUCAUUCCAUAUUAGAACACCUUAUUUUUAAAAUAAUUUUAACUUGUAUAACUUGCGAAAUAUCUAUUUAUUGAUGCAGUAUUAUAAGUCAUUGACAAAAAAAUAGACUCUAUAUUUUUAGUUCCUUUUUUCGUAUUGUCACAAUGUAUGGUCCAAUUAAAGUUGAGCAUUCGACAUAUUGCAACGGA
Messenger RNA from Hylaeus volcanicus, 5850 nucleotides. It is a transcript of the gene sp3, whose product is annotated as phosphatidylinositide phosphatase SAC2. Bases 129 to 3512 code for a protein of 1127 amino acids. Gene Ontology annotation, molecular function: phosphatidylinositol-4-phosphate phosphatase activity. The transcript is spliced from 12 exons. Gene Ontology annotation, biological process: phosphatidylinositol dephosphorylation; regulation of endocytic recycling. Gene Ontology annotation, cellular component: clathrin-coated endocytic vesicle; early endosome. The record is from RefSeq and is a predicted model, not a curated record. NCBI's taxonomy places the organism in Eukaryota, Metazoa, Arthropoda, Insecta, Hymenoptera, Colletidae.